Penicillium samsonianum is the source of this 1155-nucleotide messenger RNA. RefSeq names its product ankyrin repeat domain-containing protein. NCBI's taxonomy places the organism in Eukaryota, Fungi, Ascomycota, Eurotiomycetes, Eurotiales, Aspergillaceae. Gene Ontology annotation, molecular function: protein binding. The transcript is spliced from 2 exons. The coding region runs from base 1 to 1155 and encodes 384 amino acids. The record is from RefSeq and is a predicted model, not a curated record.
AUGACGACUCUUUCGGCAAUACCUAACGAGAUGCUAUUGGAGAUUUCCCUCCACCUCGACUAUCCUGACCUCAAUGCACUCACACGGGUCAGCGGCCACUUCCAUGCUUUAUUGAAUAGAAUUCUUUACAGAACCAUCGCCAAGGACUCACCUGGGAAAGCGAUAGCAUGGGCAGCCGAAAAAGGGAAGGAAACCAGUGCGCGGAAACUGUUGCAGAUGUGCGGCUCGAAGAUAUUGGACGAGCUUGUCCUUGAAGAGCGAGAACCAAUAGUGAUCGCCGCAUCAAAUGGACAUGCCCGUCUUGUCGAAUUAUUUCUUCCCCACUGCAUUCAACACGACACCGAAAAAGAAGGGGAUCUAUUCAAAAGAGCGCUUACUGAGGCAAUUCCAGAAGAGCACGUUGAGGUGGUCAACCUGCUUCUCGAACACAAAGCCGAUUUCAAAACCAACAGCGAGGACAGACAUGCUGCGAUUCCUUUAUGCAGAGCAGUUGAAAUGGAACAUGUAUCAAUUGUGAGGCUUUUCCUUGAACACAAUUACUGCAACCUCGAUACGUAUGACAUGUAUGCCAUGACACCUCUAGCUCUAGCUGCAGCAGCCAAACCAUCAUCUACGAAUCUGGAAAUCGCCCAACUCUUGGUAGAGGCUGGUGCAGACUUGCAUAUAGAUCACAGACUGUUACUCAGAGCCGCGAAAUCAGACAACCUCCCCGUCAUGAAGCUCCUCUUAGAGAACAACCUCAAUUUGCGGCGACUGGGAUGGUUCGAUUUCGAUGUUUUAUGUGAGUUCUCUCGACCGAGACGGGAGAACCACGGGAUGGCGGCAUUACUGCUAGGCUGGAUAAAUGUGGAUCGCAUACUGAAUAAUAGUAUUGUUCAAUGCUGCCUUCUCUUGAGGGGAGCUAUUACCAAUCGUCUUGAUAAUCUGCUAGAAAAGAUACUGGAUGGGUGCCCUGUUCUCGCUGAAGACCAUAAAGCAAGCCGAAGGGCAAUCGGUUUCUGUCCUUUGAGUGUGGCUGUCUGCUAUGGCCGACCUAGAGUCGUCAAGCUCUUACUCGAACAUGGUGCUAACCCUAAUGGCGAUCUUGACUGUUCACCGGAGCGACACUUGAUCCGGAAGGGUGCCGUGGAUCGUCCGAAUACCGUCAAUUACUGA